GACGUCACGGUCGGUGACUGUGUGAGGCUGCGGCGGCUCUGCUGCCAUGGUGGCCGGCCGCCGGUUAAGGGCCGGAGCUGACCUGCUGGGGGACCAGGGCGUCUUCGGGGCCGGGCGUGAGGGAACAGGAAUCUGCAGCCAGGACGGCGAGUCUUGUCUGAGCGUGCCGCAGGUGCAUCAUGUCUAGCCUGGGGGCCCUGGGCAGCUCCCGCGCCGGGCUAGGGCUGCUGCUGGGCACCGCCGCCGGCCUCGGGUUCCUGUGCGUUCUCUACAGUCAGCGAUGGAAACGGACCCAGCGCCGUGACCGCAGCCAGAGCCUGCCCAAUUUCUUGGACUACGAGCAGACUUCAGAGCCGGGACGCCAGGUGAUGCUGUUUCAGGCCUUUCCUGGUGAGGCUGGAGACGCCUCGGUGCUGCCCAGCCUUCCACAGGCAGGGCAGGAGAAGGUGCUGGACCGCCUGGACUUUGUAUCGAGCAGUCUUGUGGCCCUGCGGCAGGAGGUGGAGGAGCUGAGGAACAGCCUGCAGGGGCUUGCUGGGGAGAUUGUUGGGGAGAUCCGAUCGCACUUGGCAGACAGCCAGCGAAUGGCUCGUCGGCGACGGUUCCCAUUUGCCAGGGAGCGGAGCGAUUCCACUGGCUCCAGCUCUGUCUACUUCACUGCCUCUUCGGGAGCUGCGCUCACAGAUGCAGAGAGUGAAGGCGGUUACACAACAGCCAAUGCCGAGUCUGACUACGAGCGGGACUCUGACAAGGAGAGUGAGGAUGGGGAAGACGAAGUGAGCUGUGAGACUGUGAAGAUGGGGAGAAGGGACUCUCUGGAUCUGGAGGUGGAGGCGGCUUCAGACCCAGGGAGUGGUGCUCUAGAGGAUGGCGGCUCCUCUGCCUCUGAGGGCAUGCUGCCCCUCCUGCGCCAGGCUGAUGAACUACACCAGGGCAGUGAGCAGAACAAGCGGGAGGGCUUCCAGUUGCUGCUCAACAACAAGCUGGCGUAUGGAAGCCGGCAGGACUUUCUUUGGCGCCUGGCCAGGGCCUACAGUGACAUGUGGGAGCUCACCGAGGAGAUAAGUGAGAAGAAGUCAUAUGCGCUAAAUGGAAAGGAAGAAGCAGAGGCUGCUCUGGAGAAGGGGGAAGAGAGUGCUGACUGUCACCAGUGGUAUGCAGUGCUUUGUGGUCAGCUGGCUGAGAAUGAGGGCAUCCAGAGGCGUAUCCAGAGUGGCUUUAGCUUCAAGGAGCACGUGGACAAAGCUAUUGCUCUCCAGCCAGAAAACCCUAGGGCUCACUUUCUUCUUGGCAGGUGGUGCUACCAGGUCUCUCACCUGAGCUGGCUAGAAAAAAAAACGGCUGCAGCUUUGUUUGAAAGCCCUCCCAGUGCCACUGUGCAGGAUGCUCUCCAGAGCUUCCUAAAGGCUGAAGAACUGCAGCCAGGAUUUUCAAAAGCUGGAAGGGUGUACAUUUCCAAGUGCUAUAGAGAACUAGGAAAAAACUCUGAAGCCAGACGGUGGAUGAAAUUGGCCCUGGAACUGCCAGAUGUCACUAAUGAGGAUUCAGCUUUCCAGAAGGACCUGGAAGAAUUGGAAGUAGUUUUAGGGGAAUAAUCACAUUUCAAUGGCCUUCAAGACUUGAGGGAUACCACUCCACAAUUCCUCAGACCCUGCUUUGAUCAGGAAGCCAAGCAAGAAGGGCUUAGGGAUGCCCUGAUGACCCACUACCAUUCCUCAACAUCUUGUCUAUUACCCAUCAUUAAUUUAUUCUAAUCUGUUACCUAAUCUAAAUUGGGGAAGUAUUUGUAGCUGUGGCUUCUAUUCUUCUUCCCCUUAAGGAAAGUGGAAAAUCAAGACAUAGUCUGGGAAAAAAAAAAGUCUGGUACUUGCCUUAGGGUUAUGAAUGAUGGAGUCUUGAAAACUGCCGAGAGGAUGAGGCAGCCUCACUGCCCUCCAACUGCUAAUGAGAUGGGUGAAUUUCAAAGAGCCACAGGAAAAAAGCACAGAACCUGUCAUUCUAAUCUUUUUCACUGAUUAAUAUUCAACAUGUAUCUAGUCAUAAGAUCAUACCCUGCCAACCAGGACACAGGAGGGGUCAGAGGAGCCAAUUUAUCACUUGUCAUGUGGAUUCUACCUGUACUCCUGGGCUGAGUGAGGGGCUGGACCACUUGACUCCCAGAAUUCUGGCAGCUUUUGGAAUGACAGCAGUGGCAUAGAGUUUGAUACUGUGAAACAAUGGUCUGAAGAGUUGCCUGGAAUAUAUUUUGGUACAAGACUGAAAUAAAAUGAAUUUGAUUAGAAA
Molecule: messenger RNA, 2283 nt
Organism: Heterocephalus glaber (naked mole-rat)
Lineage: Eukaryota; Metazoa; Chordata; Mammalia; Rodentia; Bathyergidae
Gene: Rmdn3
Product: regulator of microtubule dynamics 3
Cellular component (GO): spindle microtubule; mitochondrion; cytoplasm
Molecular function (GO): microtubule binding
Source: RefSeq, a predicted model, not a curated record